UUAAACAAGAUGGAGGAUGCUGUGUGUAAAAUAGCUCUUUACGGGCAAAUAAACGAUGUCAACUUUAUCAAGGCGAAGUCUUGCAUAGAGGAUUUGCACAAAAGGAGGCCAGAAAAGUUCCCAGAUCCCGUCAUCCAUGGGAUGUUGCAAUUUGACUGGGACAUCUUCAUAGAAAACAAAAGGAAGGAGCUGAGAGGUGAAGCCUGGGCCUUUGACGAAAAAGCAAUUGCUUUUGUGAAUGGCACGCUUAUCGGAGGACCUGAUGAUCUGAUUGGUUGGGCGGAGGAUAACCACAAUUUUGAGGAGUACAGACCCGAGCCUUUAUACUUCACACUCACAGAGGAAGCCUACAAGAACAAAUUGAAUUCCCAAAAGCAUGAUCAUGUGUUCAUGGAUAUUGCAAUCAACGGUGAAUUCAUUGGAGGUUUGGUGAUUGAGCUUUACUCAGAUAUUGUGCCAAGGACGUGUGCCAACUUCUUACAGUUGUGCACAGGGGAAGCAGAAAAACCAGAAGAUGAUGGCUGCAAGUCGUACAAGGACACAAUUUUUCACCGUAUUGUGAAGAAUGGCUGGAUCCAGGGGGGAGACACAUACCAUGGCCGUGGCAAUGGAGGAGAGUCAGUUUAUGGGAAAGUGUUUGAAGAUGAAAACUUCGUCAUGCAGCACAACGAGCGAGGAAUUGUGGGAAUGGCCAACCAGGGUCGACACACCAACGGAUCCCAGUUCUACAUCACACUGCAGCCUUGUCCGUGGAUGAACACGAAAUAUGUGGCUUUUGGGAAAGUUAUUGAAGGUACAGAGGUCUUGAAAAAGAUGGAAGAACAAGACACAAUGAACGAGAGGCCAAAUGCUGAAAUCAAAAUCAUCAAAUGUGGGGUCAUCAAAUAUGAAUUUUAAAAUGUCGUACAUAUAUACACAUUUACUUCAACUGUAUCUACCAUGACACGCCAAUGUUAUAAAAUUUUAACAAAAGAGAUCUUUGCUCAUGGUUGUAGCUUUAUUUCUAUUUCCAGGACUGAAUUGUCUUUUUUGAAAGAAGUAUUUAUUACUAUACUUUAAAAUGAUGUGUUUGUAUUAUUACUAUUACAAGAGUUCUAUGUUUUCAUAGAAUUCCUUACAUAUUUUACCAUGUCUUGUCGAAGAGCCAAAGUUAGUUUACAGAUAUGUUUACUUCUUCAGGGAAUCAGCUAAAAGUAAAGAGAAAACUAUGCCAAAAAUUCA
Aplysia californica (California sea hare) is the source of this 1221-nucleotide messenger RNA. Its product is annotated as peptidyl-prolyl cis-trans isomerase. Gene Ontology annotation, biological process: protein peptidyl-prolyl isomerization. Bases 10 to 897 code for a protein of 295 amino acids. Gene Ontology annotation, molecular function: peptidyl-prolyl cis-trans isomerase activity. The record is from RefSeq and is a predicted model, not a curated record. Lineage: Eukaryota; Metazoa; Mollusca; Gastropoda; Aplysiida; Aplysiidae. The transcript has 8 exons.